CUGCGCAAUAUCCAGUUAUCAUUCUGGUGUUCAUUCUUCUUGAUUCUCAGGACAGCCUCUUCAGACAUUAUAGACCGCGCCCAUAAUGCCGCGCGCAGAGGCUGGAAGCACAAAGGCCAUCGCCAACAAAAUCAAGUCGAAAGGCUUAGGCAGACUCAGAUGGUAUUGUCAAGCCUGCCAAAAGCAAAAUCGCGAUGCCAAUGGUUUCAAGUGUCAUAUCCAGAGUGAAAGUCAUGUGCGCCAGGUGCUGCUGAUCGGCGAAGACCCCAAGAAAUACAUCGAAGAUUAUAGCAGGGAGUUUCUUAGCAACUUCCUGAAUUUGCUCAGGACUGGCCACGGCGAGAAGAAGGUCCAUAUCAACCAGUUCUACCAGCAGGUCAUCGCCGAUAAGGAGCAUAUCCACAUGAACGCCACGAAAUGGAAGAGUCUUACACAGUUCGCAGCAUACCUGGGUCGCGAGGGACUUUGUCGCGUGGAAGAAACCGAGAAGGGUCUGUUUGUUUCUUAUAUCGACCGGAGCCCGGAGGCUAUGAGACGGCAAGAGGCGCUUCUCAAAAAGGAACGUCAGGACCGAGGAGAUGAGGAAUUGGAACAGAAGCAGCUACAGGAACAGAUCAGGCGCGCCCAGCAGACUGCUAAGGAGGAAGAAGUGGACCCCGAAGCUCGGAAACUACAACGCAAGGAGGGUGAGAAGGUGAAGCUGAACAUCGGUUUCGGAUCGAAGACAACUAGUGAUUCGAAAAGUGAAUCGCCAAAGCCCGCGUCGGAGGAGAAAGAUGGCGCGUCGACUACGCCCGAAACUACUGCCGAUUCGCCUGCACCUGCUCCUGCACCCGCUUCCGCCCCCGCUCCACCACAGGCAGCGCCCAAGUUGUCCUUGUCGCUCGGCGGUGGUGCGAACAAGCCGAAGAACGUUUUUGCUGCGGCUGCGAAGAAGAAUCCGCUUGCUGGGAAGAAAGGACCAGUUCUGGAACAACCCAAGAAGAUGACGGAGCAGGAGCGCAUUAUGAAGCAAGAGAUGGAGGCCAUGGAGCGGAAGCGUAUGCGUGGCCCGUCUGGGUUUCCUGAUGCUAAGCGUCCGAGGGUGUCUUGAAGUGUUGCAAACAGCAUGAGUGGGGUAUAAUGACUUCACGACCAUCAUCCGCUUCGGUGUCGCUCCGCCAGUGAUGUCGAUUUAUUUCUAGCCAGCAGUUUCAUCUACGGCAUUAGAAGCCAUGCUGUCUUAUAUACCAGGCUUCUGGCUCACGCCUGCGGUUUCGCAAUAUUCGCAUAUGCCGUUGGACAUGCUUUGCGGUGACCCUUUGAUUUGGAACCGAUUCCAAUUUAUGACUGUGAUGCUUUGGCGCCUGUGUAUUGCAGAGACGGUGCUGUCUGGGUUAGUUACCUUGCUGGUCGUCUUCGAUGGACUUGUGACUACAUAUUGUUGGGUAUAUCAUCAGCUAUAGACGAAUAUACGACAGACAGUCUAUGUGUGUCUUCGAGACACGACUAUCUUUUUUGUAUGGAGUAGAAUCGGUAACUAUGCUCUUGGUGGGUCAAUUCCGUGUUGUACUGUG
Aspergillus ibericus CBS 121593 is the source of this 1556-nucleotide messenger RNA. RefSeq names its product putative C2H2 finger domain protein (Kin17). Gene Ontology annotation, molecular function: double-stranded DNA binding. Lineage: Eukaryota; Fungi; Ascomycota; Eurotiomycetes; Eurotiales; Aspergillaceae. The transcript is spliced from 4 exons. Gene Ontology annotation, cellular component: nucleus. Gene Ontology annotation, biological process: DNA damage response; DNA replication. Bases 86 to 1093 code for a protein of 335 amino acids. The record is from RefSeq and is a predicted model, not a curated record.